AUGAUCGAUGAAAAGCCCAGGACAAGGUGGGUGGGGCUGCUUGCAACAGCACACUGAGCGAGCUUGAUCAGCCUACACCUAGCUACCUACUUCAAAGUUGGAAAAUGAGCAGGACUGAAGGGUUUAACUUACCAAGAUUGCCAACAUCCCAUACAAGGCUGACAAGCCCUCAAUCUAUCAAGGUCCACCCAGCUGUGACUAAACCAUCCAGGGCAGAUGUAAGCAACCUGAGAACUAAGCAGCACAGAAGAUCUGUAUCUGAGCCGUCAUACACCGCAUAUUUAGGAGCACCUCGUCAAGACAUCCCUCAUCACGUUUAUCGUGAUGCUGCUAUGUUUGAUGAUGUGUUCGACAAGCAGGGAAAACUCCUUCAAUCAAGAGAUACUCCAAAAAUCACAAAUCCCUUACACAGCCUAGGCUACAGCAGCUUACAUGAUCCACACUGUCGAAAAUUGUUCUUGAAUAACAAAUCUUUGCGAUCUCACCUUAUGGAUCUGGGCUUGAUCACAGGUGACCUAAAAGUUGUAGCUUCAACUAAUGAGCAGCGACAGAAGAUACGGGCCCAUGAGUUACUUGAGAGGAAGGAGACACUUCUUUUUAAACUAGAGACGCAGGAGCAACAAAGAAUCCAGCGGUUACAGAGAGCACCAAGACAACUUCCGUCCAAGUACCUUGACAGCAUGCUCAAGUCAGAAAAGAGAAUGGAGAGAGCGGAGGUUGUACAACAAAUGAAAAUGGACAAAAUUAUUCAAGCUCAAGAGCGAAAAGAGGAGCUGGCUGAUAAGAAAAGGUUGGCUCAACAGAAAAAGAUGAAGCAAGCCACUGAGGAAGCAAAACUGUUUGAGCAAGCAAAGAGAAAUGCAGCAAGACACAGGCAAGAGUGUGCUGAACUGGCUGCAUAUGAAAGGCAGUAUGGAAAGUUUGGUCGACAAUUGGCCAUUUGGCAUAGGGACUCUGAUAGAAUCCACAACAGAAUGAUCUUGAUGGAGCGCACAUGCUGGUCAAAACAAAAAGAGCAAAAGCAAACAGAGGACCAUCCACGCCAUGCCGCCAAAUUGUCACCGACUGAAAGUAGUGCACCUUCAACGCCCAGUCAACAUUCUAAUCAGCCUCAAAUACAAAAGGAAAGUGUCCCGGUUCCUGGUGAGCUAGCCCCUCAAACUGAUAGUGAAGAAUUAGCCAUACCAGUUAAUGUUGAAGAAGACAGUAAAGAGAAAUCCACUAGUCCGGCACUAUCAGAAGUAACAAAGGACAUCGCUCAAAUUGAAGAGAAAAGCUGGGAAAUUGACACAACAGCAGCAACUGCAGCUUCUAAAAGUGAUGUUGACAUCAAACCAACUACGUACAGUUUGCAAGAGGUUGAAGAAAGCAUAACAAACCUGGCAAUCCAAGAUGAGAAGGCAGAGAAUGUUUUUGUGACUGUUCUGGAUCGUGAUCAAAGUGAUGCACAACUUACUACCAUCUUCGUUGAUGCUCUACAAAGAAUGGAUUACCAGGGUCGUGGGUUUGUCAGCAUUGAUGAUUUCACUCAACUGCUUAAUUCACGAGAUCUGGGAUUACAGCUAAAUGAGAAUGAGCUCCUGUACAUAGCUGAACAAGUGGAUCCAGGAAAUGGAUGGGUGCCAUUCGUGCCUGUAGCUCAACAACUGCCAGAGUUUUUGGUAGCUAUGUACAAUCAGCGAGCGGAACUACAAACACAACAAUAUGGCGCCUACAUGGAAGAUCAGUGGUGUCAAAUGUACCUCCUCUCCGGGGUCACUUACUACAACAAGCUAACUGGAGAAAUAUUAACAGGCGGACGACCAGAAGAUUUCAGGCCACAUCUGAAGGAAGAUCCAUUUGAAGAAUCAAUUGUGGACUUUUUCGAGACAGCUGAUACAGACAAGGAUGGAGUCAUUAACAUCAACAAUUUCUAUUCGCUGCUAGUGUCACCAAUGGUGAGCACACGUAUCUACAGCAACCAAAUGGAGGAUCUCCUGACAUUGUUUCAGGAGAGUAGUGAAAAUGGUCUUGCAACACUGGAAACCUUUGCCCCAAUAGUCAAGAUAUUGCUGGUUAUGAUCUACCAAAAUGCUUACCCAGAUGUAGAGGAAUGGAUCGAGUUAGACUCCAGAAAAUGUGGUACGUUUCUCUUCAACAAAGACACUGGUGAGACCUAUGUGCAGAAGCUCUCUGAGACUGGAGAAGCAACCGAUACUGAAGAGAGAGCCAAGCAAUCUGCUACGACAGGAAGCUCAAAAAGGGCCGUACAAAUUCGUUCAUCCACAAGUCAACCUGAGAGUGAAUACACUGGCAUUGGUAUAGUACCAGAUGAAACAGAUGAAGGAACCAGUGUUCCUCAAGGCAGGGUGGCUCCUCAAGAGCAGUCUGUAGAAACACCAGCUGAGGCAAAAUCAGAGGAGAAAUUACACAACAAAGAAGCAUCAACUGGCCAAACACUUGAAGGCAAAGAAGUAACACUUACCCUUGUUAACUAAGAAGACAAGCAUCUUUUGCUUAUAAAAUGUACAUGUAUAUAGACCCUUGUACAAUAGUUUUGAUUGAUUAUUUUCUCGCACCCAGACGUGCAUUUAUAUACCAGGAUGUCCACGUACAACUGUGUAAUUAUAGUGUGUAACACUAGAAUUUUUUUUAAAAAACCAGUAUAAAUUGAAGCACUGAA
This is a messenger RNA of Halichondria panicea, 2662 nucleotides long. RefSeq lists its product as uncharacterized. NCBI's taxonomy places the organism in Eukaryota, Metazoa, Porifera, Demospongiae, Suberitida, Halichondriidae. Gene Ontology annotation, molecular function: calcium ion binding. The record is from RefSeq and is a predicted model, not a curated record. The transcript is spliced from 15 exons. Bases 105 to 2477 code for a protein of 790 amino acids.